Messenger RNA from Candoia aspera, 1014 nucleotides. RefSeq names its product zinc finger CCHC-type and RNA binding motif containing 1 (gene ZCRB1). Gene Ontology annotation, molecular function: zinc ion binding; RNA binding. Gene Ontology annotation, cellular component: U12-type spliceosomal complex. The coding region runs from base 260 to 916 and encodes 218 amino acids. Lineage: Eukaryota; Metazoa; Chordata; Lepidosauria; Squamata; Candoiidae. The record is from RefSeq and is a predicted model, not a curated record. The transcript is spliced from 9 exons. Gene Ontology annotation, biological process: mRNA splicing, via spliceosome.
CCCGUUGGAGGCCCGGGUACCGCCGGGCAGGCGCGGAACGGCUUUGGUGGCGCUGCACUUGCAGCGAAGAGGCCCGGGAGGCUAAGCAUCGCCGCUGCGCUUUCCCGACAGCGACCCUGCGGCCGCGUCAUCGGCGGAGCGUCGAGCGGAGGCUGCUGAGAGUCGGUCUGUUUUGGUGGGAGGCAGCGGCGAAGACAAGAGAAGGGAGAGAUGGUCCGCUUCGGCCCCGACUGAGUGGCGUCCCUCGGGCGCGAAAAAAAUGAGUGGAGGAUUAGCUCCAAGCAAAAGCACAGUUUAUGUAUCUAAUUUGCCCUUCUCAUUGACAAACAAUGACUUGUACAGAAUUUUUUCAAAAUAUGGCAAAGUAGUUAAAGUUACAAUUAUGAAAGACAAAGACACACGAAGGAGUAAAGGAGUUGCAUUUAUUUUGUUCUUGGAUAAAGAGUCAGCACAGAACUGUUCUCGGGCACUUAAUAAUAAACAACUAUUUGGAAGAGUAAUAAAAGCAAGUAUCGCUAUUGAUAAUGGAAGAGCUGCAGAAUUCAUCCGAAGGAGAAAUUAUUAUGACAAGUCAAAGUGCUAUGAAUGUGGAGAAACAGGACAUUUAAGUUAUGCAUGUCCUAAGAACAUGCUAGGAGAACGUGAACCACCCAAAAAGAAAGAAAAAAAGAAAAGGAAGAAAGUAAUUGAACCAGAAGAAGAAAUAGAAGAAGAAGAAGAAGAAGAAACUGAAGCUGAGGGGGAAGAUCCUGCUCUUGAUAGUCUCAGUCAAGCUAUAGCUUUCCAGCAAGCCAAAAUUGAAGAAGAGCAGGAAAAAUCAACCCAAAAUGCAGGGGAGCCCUCCACAUCUGAUUCAAGACGGCCACGCAUCAAAAAAAGUGCAUAUUUUAGUGAUGAGGAAGAACUUAGUGACUGAUGUAAAUAUUAUGUAAAUAUAUUUUAUGAAAUAGGAUUACUCUUGUUAACCAUGAUCUCUCUACCCUUGUAAUUAAAAUGUAACUUGAAAGCACCAAA